This is a messenger RNA of Erigeron canadensis, 1513 nucleotides long. Its product is annotated as actin-97. The transcript has 5 exons. Gene Ontology annotation, cellular component: cytoplasm. The coding region runs from base 204 to 1337 and encodes 377 amino acids. Lineage: Eukaryota; Viridiplantae; Streptophyta; Magnoliopsida; Asterales; Asteraceae. The record is from RefSeq and is a predicted model, not a curated record.
UCGGGUGACAACAAAGAAAUCAAACCAUUCACACUCUGUUGUCUCCGAAAUUGCAUCUCAUCCCUCAUAUUAACCCUUUCUUUUAGGCCUCCCUUUGCUAUUAUUCCCCCCUUCAUUCUUCCAUUUCUGCUUCUCACGUUCAUUUCCUCCCACAUUUCAAUCCACAUUCUCUUAGAUCUUUUUUCUUUUCUCGGUAGCAUAAGAUGGCAGACGGCGAGGAUAUUCAGCCCCUUGUUUGCGAUAAUGGAACUGGAAUGGUUAAGGCUGGAUUUGCGGGUGAUGAUGCACCACGAGCUGUGUUCCCAAGUAUUGUGGGUCGUCCACGUCAUACUGGUGUGAUGGUUGGCAUGGGCCAAAAAGAUGCAUAUGUUGGUGAUGAGGCUCAGUCCAAGAGAGGUAUCUUGACACUCAAGUACCCGAUUGAGCAUGGUAUUGUUAGCAACUGGGAUGACAUGGAGAAGAUAUGGCAUCACACAUUCUACAAUGAGCUCCGUGUAGCUCCAGAAGAACACCCAGUUCUUCUUACUGAAGCACCUUUGAACCCAAAGGCCAAUCGUGAGAAGAUGACUCAGAUUAUGUUUGAGACAUUCAACACUCCUGCUAUGUAUGUUGCCAUUCAGGCUGUCCUUUCCCUCUAUGCUAGUGGUCGUACAACCGGCAUUGUCUUGGAUUCUGGGGAUGGUGUUAGUCACACAGUUCCAAUCUACGAGGGUUAUGCUCUUCCCCACGCUAUCCUUCGUCUUGACUUGGCUGGACGUGACCUAACUGAUGCUCUAAUGAAGAUCCUCACUGAGCGUGGGUACUCUUUCACUACAUCAGCAGAGCGGGAAAUCGUGAGAGACAUGAAAGAAAAGCUGGCUUACAUAGCCCUUGACUAUGAGCAAGAACUCGAGACUUCCAAAACUAGCUCUGCUGUGGAGAAGAGUUAUGAGCUGCCCGAUGGUCAGGUGAUCACCAUUGGUGCUGAGAGGUUCCGAUGCCCAGAAGUUCUGUUCCAGCCAUCUAUGAUAGGGAUGGAAGCUGCCGGUAUUCAUGAGACUACAUAUAAUUCUAUCAUGAAGUGCGAUGUCGACAUUAGGAAGGAUCUGUAUGGAAACAUUGUGCUUAGUGGUGGUACAACAAUGUUCCCUGGAAUUGCUGAUAGGAUGAGCAAAGAGAUUACGGCUUUGGCACCAAGCAGCAUGAAGAUUAAGGUCGUUGCACCACCCGAGAGGAAGUACAGUGUCUGGAUUGGUGGAUCUAUCUUGGCAUCCCUCAGUACCUUCCAGCAGAUGUGGAUAGCAAAGGCAGAGUACGAUGAGUCUGGUCCAUCGAUUGUGCAUAGAAAAUGCUUCUAAUUUAUGGAACUUGGAUGUUCGUAUGCUGCUUCCUACCCAUUAUAAAUUUCGACUUAUUCUUUUUCGAUUAAUUACUAUAUUACAUAUAUGGUUUGUGAAAUUUGGUUGAAAUCAACAAGACUAUGAUAUUGUAUGGUAUGUUUCACAAUUCUUUAAUAUUAAUCUUGUUUUUAGAA